This is a messenger RNA of Coccidioides posadasii C735 delta SOWgp, 736 nucleotides long. RefSeq names its product subunit of the Arp2/3 complex (gene ARC18). Gene Ontology annotation, molecular function: actin filament binding. Lineage: Eukaryota; Fungi; Ascomycota; Eurotiomycetes; Onygenales; Onygenaceae. Gene Ontology annotation, cellular component: cytoskeleton; Arp2/3 protein complex. Gene Ontology annotation, biological process: Arp2/3 complex-mediated actin nucleation; regulation of actin filament polymerization. The record is from RefSeq and is a predicted model, not a curated record.
GAUCGAAAAGAACUUACAGAAUAGACCGAAGAACCAUAUAAACAACGCCUACCCAAUAUGCCGGCAUACCACUCCAUCUUCCUCCAAGAACCCAAUGAACAAACAAUAGGAAACUUCCCCAUUCUCCCCCUCCGUACCCGCACCCGCGGACCUGCAUACACACUCCCUACCCUCCCCGCCGGUUCUUCCGACGCCGACAUUGAUCCCGACAGCGAAUCUUACGACUGCAUCGAUGAAAUCCUCUCCCUCUACCGUGCGAACACCUUCUUUCGCAACUUUGAAAUCAAAGGCCCUGCCGACCGGAUGCUGAUCUAUGGCAUCCUGUUCAUCAGCGAGUGUUUGGGAAGAGUCAAGCCGGGAAUGCCCGCUAGGGAAGCAGAAAAGGUCCUGAUUAAUGCAUCCCUUGAUCACUUUGCGAUCCCCGGAGAUGCCUCGUUUCCACUUAACCAGGCAUUUGAACCACCUAGAGACAGACAAGAAGCAGAGACGUUGAGACAAUAUAUAUCCCAAGUCCGACAAGAGCUUGCUAUCAGACUUCAUUCGAGAUUAUAUCCCGGCGGCGUGGGACCAUCCAAGUGGUGGCUAAGUUUCGCGAAGCGCAAGUUCAUGGGAAAGUCACUUUAAGCUGUUAUACCAAAUCGUGUUUGCGAGUGAUUCUCUUAUUUUUAUCAAGCGUUUUGAGUCGCGAGAUCAAAUUACAAUGGUUAUUAAAUAAUCAUUAUUGGUUCUUGCUGUA